Molecule: messenger RNA, 5703 nt
Organism: Xiphophorus couchianus (Monterrey platyfish)
Lineage: Eukaryota; Metazoa; Chordata; Actinopteri; Cyprinodontiformes; Poeciliidae
Gene: mfhas1
Product: multifunctional ROCO family signaling regulator 1
Exons: 3
Coding region: 386-3463 (1025 amino acids)
Cellular component (GO): cytoplasm
Molecular function (GO): protein binding
Source: RefSeq, a predicted model, not a curated record
ACUUCCACUCCGCUCCCCGGAGGACCCACGGCGGCUCUGCAGCCAUCACAAACACUCGGCUCCUCCCGGACUCUGGGAGCCUCAGGGCGGUUUCUGUGCGCGACGAUGUUGAUUGUGAUGAUCAGAGGGCAGGCGGAGCCCCGGGCCUCUGGCUCGGGGUUGAAGCAGGAGCUGUAAUCGCGGAGGUCUGCUCUCAUUGUGUGCUGAGUGGCGCAGGAGAAGAGGAUGUCUCCGCAGCCGCAGGAACCCCUCCCAUUCCUGCCACAACACUUGAUUAUUAGCCGACACCGAGGGGCUGUUGUCCCCCUUCUGACCGAGGGCUUGUUCAUCGGAGGAGCGCUGGUUUUUGAGGGACUUUAUCCACCAUGCUGCCCGCUCAGGAAUCAUGAAAACUCUCAAUGAAAACAACGAGGAGGAGAAGGAGAAGGAGGGAUCUAGGUGCAACGCCAUGGAGGAAACGGAGAACAAUCUGAAAACGGCCAGGUUGUGGAGGGAUGCCGCCCUCCGCUCCAGGAAGCUGCGGAGCAACCUCCGCCAGCUGACCCUCUGCUCCAAAAACAACCAGAUCAUCCUGCCCGACGAUAUAUCCGACAUAGAGGUGCUCAAUCUGGGAAACAACUCCCUCCAGGAGCUGCCGGACGGACUGCAGUCCACCCUCAACAACCUGCGCAUCCUCAUCCUCCGCAGGAACAGGUUCUCCGCUGUGCCCAGGGUGGUGCUUGAGCUGGGGCAGUUGGUAGAGCUUGACAUGAGUCACAACUGUGUGAGAAGCCUGCCUGAUGGUGUGGGGCAGCUGAGAGGACUGAAGAAGCUCUGCAUCAGUCACAACAAACUCCAGAACCUUCCAGCUCAGAUUGGAGCGCUUCAGACUCUGGAGGAACUUGACAUCAGUUUUAACGACCUGCACGACUUCCCCAGGUCCUUCACUAGCCUUUGCAAGCUGCGAACUCUGGAUGCAGAUCACAACAAGCUGAACCAGUUCCCUGCUGAGAUCUUGGCCCUGGGGGAGCUGGAAGAGCUUGACCUCUCUGGGAACAAGUUUCAGGCUUUGCCAGCUGACAUUUUGAGGCUGAAGUCCACCAAGAUCCUGUGGCUCAGCAGUCUGCACAUGUCCUCCUUACAUGACACUUUCUGUCACCUGCACAACUUGGAGAGCCUGAUGCUGGAUGGAAACAACCUCAUAGUGCUGCCUUCAUCCUUUGCUCAGCUGCAAAGCCUGAAAAUGAUAAAUUUGUCCUCCAACGAGUUUAACGAAUUUCCACAGGCUGUUUUAAGCAUUACGGGAUUAGAGGAACUGUACCUGAGCAGGAAUAAACUGACUAAUAUUCCAGAGGGAAUUGCUCAGCUGGUGAAGCUGGUAAAUCUCUGGCUGGACAACAACAACAUCACUCAUCUACCUGAUUCCAUUGUGGAGCUGGAGAAGUUGGAGGAACUUGUUUUACAGGGUAACCAAAUAGCCAUUCUUCCAGAUCAUUUUGGCAAACUGUCCAGGGUUAACAUUUGGAAGGUGAAAGAUAACCCUCUCAUCCAGCCUCCAUAUGAGGUGUGCAUGAAGGGAAUCCCAUACAUUGCUGUCUACCAGAAGGAACUUGCACAGUCUCAGCUUGCUGUGAAGCCAUGGCUCAAACUGGUUCUGAUGGGGACAAAAAAUGCUGGUAAGACCAAGCUGAGACAGAGCUUGGUACCAACUGAGGAGGACAUCAGAGGAACCCAGGGAAAUAAAGGAAUAGAAGUCACUAAUUGGGUGGCAGACUCUGAUCACCAUCUAAUGUUCUUAGUGUACGACUUGUCAGGGAACCUAAACUAUGACCUCAUCAAACCCUUUUUUCUCUCCCCUGGUGCUCUCUAUGUUCUCGUUGUCAAUCUUAGAGCUUACUCGCCCAAGAACUUUUAUGCCCACAUCGGGUAUUUCCUUCACCUGCUGUGCGCUAAAGUCCCCCAUGCUGUUGUGUGCUUGGUGGGGACACAUGCAGACCUGUGUGGAGAGAUGGAGUUGGAGGAGAAAACUCUGGACAUACACAGACAGAUCGGCCUCCAGGAGAGGAGCGACAUUCAAUGUCUAAGUAGCCUGGUCCAGCAGGUAGACCUCGCUCUGGAGCAAGGCUACAAGGUCCGCACCUCCAGCCCACACGUUCUCUUCUAUGGUGUCAGCGACAAGAACCUGAGGCGCAAGAAAGCCCAGUUGCAGUACAUGCUAAACCAGCGAUUGCAGAUCCUGUCCCCGGUCCUGAGCAUUAGCUGCACAAAGACCCAGAAGAACAUCCAGAGGCUGAGGGAGAAGCUCAUGUCUGUUGCAGACCACAGGGAGAUUUUCCCCAACCUUCACCGUGUGCUGCCAAAGUCCUGGCAGAUGUUGGAGGAGUUGCACUUUAAAUCCAAAGAUCUGUGGCUGUCAUGGUGGAGCUCAGCCCGUCUGGGCCUACAGGCGGGACUCACAGAGGACCGACUGCAGAGCGCCUUGUCCUACCUGCAUGAGAGUGGGAAGCUGCUCUACUUUGAGGACAGCAUCACACUGAAGGAGUAUGUUUUCCACAAUCUUCCACGUUUUAUUGCAAUUCUUAAUGUCUUCUUUCAGAGGGACAAGUUCACUCUAUUGGACCGGCUGCUGUCUGAAGGGGAGAGGGGUGACAAGGGGAGAGUGAGUCUAGUUAUUGAGGAUGAGAAGGGAGAGAACCUCAGGGUCACUCAUCUUCAGCAGCACCUGGAGGGCUUCCUCCAUGAUGGCCUCCUGCCCUCCAAUGUCAUCCGCCUGCUCCUCAGACCACACAUUGAGACACAGUGGGACCUCCACCUCAUUAUGGAGCUCCUGGAGAAGAUGGGUGUCUGCUACUGCAUCAACAAACCUCGUACCAAGCCCUUGAAUGGCGCCACAGUGUGGUACAAGUUUCCCAGCUAUGUCAGCAGCGAGGAGGCUCGGUUUGAAGACUCAGUGGAAGGAAACUCUCUGAAUCUUAGCCCCUUGUUCUCAGUGGAGCAGCUCUACAUCCAGUACAGCUUCCCUUUCCUGUUUCCUCCUGGACUUUUUGCACGCUUCAGUGUGCAGAUCAACAACCAUGUGGUCCAGCGGUCAGAUGGCAGGCAUCAGAUAUUUGCCUAUCGGGGGAAGGUCCCAGUGGUGAUCAGCCACCAGCCCGCUAAGGGGAAGCUGUUCAUGGAGACUUUGUCCAUCGCCAGCCACGCCUCACUGCCUAACAUCUGGACCGCCUGGCAGGCUGUCACUCCACUGGUGGAGGAGCUGAACAUGCUGCUGCAGGAAUGGCCUGGCCUGCACUAUAAUGUACAUAUUCUCUGUUCCAAGUGCCUCAAGAGAGGGUCGUCCAACCCGCAUGCCUUCCCGGGUGAGCUGCUGAGCCAGCCGCGGCCUGACGGUCUGACUGAGAUCAUCUGUCCAAAGAACGGCUCGGAGCGAGUCGACGUGGCCCUGGUUUACCCCCCCACUCCCACAGCUACGAGCCCCAAGUGACUCCACUGCCCCCCCUCGCCCCCCCACCGCAACCCUCACACCCAUCUACACAAAAACAUGGCUGCCCUGGCUCGUCAUGCCGUGUCUCCAGACACCACGUCCCCAACCGCUCCUGCUGUCCUCUUCCAUCAUCAUCACCGCUUCUUCUGCCAACACUGGAGCUCACAUCAACGUUUAGGUUUGUGGCUCUGCCUGUUGGCGUCAGCCUGGUGCAGACGGAGGAGGGUCUCAGCAUUCUGUAGCAUCAACCACAAACGCUGUUUCAGAAGUUUGUCCCUGGAUUCUGAGAUGAAACAGUGAAUCGGAAUCGCAGUCUCAAACUCAUGGUGCAUUUAUUUGGUCAUUUAUCAACAGAAACUUGUGAAGCAGAGACUGUUCUCUUCCCCCUGAGGAGAACCUGCUGAGCGGUGGGAGCCAGGUGAAGAAGGCUCCCAUCCUGAAGCUGCAGACCUGCAGGGCAGCGUGGAGGAGAGCAGGAGCAGGGUGUCUUUACUCUCACAUGCAGCUAUUCAGUGCAGACCACAAGUCACAGUCAUUCAUCAUAGACAUCUCAGUCAGGUCCUAACUAAAUGUAACUGCAGAAGACAGGCCAGCAGGUGGAGCCAAAGACGCAGGAGGAUCAUUUAAAUAUCAGAGAAGCAGCCUGAAGGUUGAGCUGGUCUGGACGUUCCAAUCACUUCAUGUCAUUUCUCACCCAAAUCAAAGCUGUUUCUGGGCGGGGCUAUCUGGAAAACUACAUUUUAUUUUACCAUCAGACGAUCCGUGAAGCUGAGGACUAGACAGCAGCAGAGCCACCAUGGGUUCUGAAGCCUUUCAGAAAGUUUAGGGAUUACAGUGAAACAUUUCCAGACUUUUCCCCCAAAUUCAAUUUUCUAAAAGAUAGCUUAAAAUAUCUGCUGGAAAUGUAUUGUAAACAGCUUUGCUGAGAUAUCAGAGAAUGAAAAAUUAUGUGAUUUUGAAAAUGAAACAUUUGUAGCAACCCUGUGCAUAAUGUACAGGUAACGACAGAAAUAAGUUUCCCCUCCCAGGACAGUGAAUGCAUCAGGGUUUAAGGGUGACUACAGAUAUGUCUUAUGUAAUAGUACAAUGAAGGUUUCCGGUCCUCAGGCUUGUUGUUGACCUGAGGACAGAAAGGCUGGCCACUAGAUGGCGCCACAAAAAGAACAACAAUACAAAGGUUUUGCAAAGGUGCCUCGUUGUAAUUCAACUGAAACUGCUGAAACUGCUCCCACAGAACUUUGCAAGAACCUUUCCUGUUUGUUACUUUCAUGUUUUCUCUCCACAUGCAGUUACUUUUAAUGUUCCAGAAUUUCCUACAUCUAGAUCUGAUGGACAUCUUUUAGAAGACAGUCUAGCUGUGGGACUGGAUCCACAUCAUUCACUCAUAACAUUCCUCUCAAAAUCCAGAUUUCUCAAACACUGACUACUAAAGAAAGCUUGAUUGUUAUUAUAAGUGAACUCAGACAUUUACAAUUGUGUGUGUCCAUAAAUUAGAACAUUAUUGAAAAGUUCAUUCAUUACAGCAAUUAAUUCACACAGAAAUGUGAGCUUUAAGCAAAAAUAUUUUUAGUACCUGUUUAAAGGUUGUUUAAUGUUACAAAUGAGCCUCAUUAGAACAUCAGAAGACAUUCUAUGUUCUGAUGAGGUGCUGGGAUGUAGAUCCUUGCUGCUGCCCAACGGGAUCCAUCAGAGCUGUGGAAAUGUGACAUGAAGUGACAUGAAGUGCAGAAUGGAACAGACCGAAUGUGAAACAAAAGAAAAAAACAAUCUACCAUUCAGAAGCUGAAGAACGUUUCAACACUAAGCAGAAAGUUUCUUGGACACCGCUCAUCAUGGCCUUGUGGUCUUGCACUUCAUCAGACCCUGAAUGACGGCUAGUGAUCCACUAAUCUCCUCUUUCUUACACGCCUUUCAACAGGCCACAUGUUAGCAGAGCAGAGUGUUCACAUUUUUCUCUCCACUGCCACCUCUGGCUGAACAACUGAACCGUUCAGAACAGUGACUGCUUUGAAAGGGUGAGAUCUGGUUGUUCCCACUCUAAAGAGCUUUUCUGCAGGAUUAAACUAAAGACUGUUUUCUUUCAUGUAAAUAAUAUCUUUAUUUUUCUACUUAGACACAACGUGUCAAGCUGUGGCAUAUUUACAGUGCAAUGCUGUGCAUGACUCGAGGGACAUGCACAAAAGGUUUUAUAUGUAGCUGGUUUCAAUAUGAAUACCAAAUAAAUUGAUAUCUGGCUUUAA